AUGGCUAGGACAAAACAGACAGCUCGUAAAUCCACUGGGGGUAAAGCUCCUCGUAAGCAGCUGGCCACCAAAGCUGCUCGUAAAAGUGCUCCGGCUACAGGUGGGGUAAAGAAGCCUCACCGUUACCGACCUGGCACAGUGGCUUUACGGGAGAUCCGCCGCUAUCAAAAAUCCACGGAGUUGCUGAUUCGUAAAUUACCCUUCCAACGCCUAGUCCGUGAGAUUGCCCAGGAUUUUAAGACCGAUCUGCGUUUCCAAAGUUCGGCCGUCAUGGCUCUCCAGGAGGCCAGCGAAGCUUAUCUGGUUGGACUGUUUGAAGAUACUAACCUGUGUGCCAUCCACGCCAAGCGAGUUACUAUCAUGCCCAAAGACAUACAUCUAGCUCGCCGUAUCCGAGGGGAACGCGCCUGA
Stegostoma tigrinum is the source of this 411-nucleotide messenger RNA. RefSeq names its product histone H3. Gene Ontology annotation, molecular function: structural constituent of chromatin; protein heterodimerization activity; DNA binding. Gene Ontology annotation, cellular component: nucleosome. Bases 1 to 411 code for a protein of 136 amino acids. The record is from RefSeq and is a predicted model, not a curated record. NCBI's taxonomy places the organism in Eukaryota, Metazoa, Chordata, Chondrichthyes, Orectolobiformes, Stegostomatidae. The transcript has a single exon.